This is a messenger RNA of Maniola jurtina (meadow brown), 4480 nucleotides long. RefSeq names its product clathrin interactor 1 (gene lqfR). Gene Ontology annotation, biological process: endocytosis. Gene Ontology annotation, cellular component: clathrin vesicle coat; endosome; plasma membrane. Gene Ontology annotation, molecular function: clathrin binding; phospholipid binding. The coding region runs from base 138 to 4229 and encodes 1363 amino acids. NCBI's taxonomy places the organism in Eukaryota, Metazoa, Arthropoda, Insecta, Lepidoptera, Nymphalidae. The record is from RefSeq and is a predicted model, not a curated record. The transcript has 11 exons.
CACUUUUUAACUCGCCAUUUUGCGAGAAUGUCAGCCAAAUCAUCAUCUCGAGUUUUUAUAUAAAAAUUUAUGUUAUUUUACGUGAAAUUACUGUGAUUUAGUUUUUUUAUAAUUACACACAACAACAGUGCAGUGAAAUGGAUCGAUUUAUAAGUAUGUGGAAGGUCCGGGAGUUGGCGGAUAAGGUGACCAAUGUGGUGAUGAACUACACAGAGGUGGAGGGCAAGGUGCGCGAGGCGACGUCUGACGAGGCGUGGGGGCCCACGGGGCAGCAGAUGCAGGAGCUGGCGCUGGCCACCUUCACCUACGAGCACUUCCCCGAGGUCAUGUCCAUGCUGUGGCGGCGCAUGCUGCACGACAACCGCGCGCACUGGAGGCGGACGUACAAGUGUCUGCUACUGCUAAGCUACCUUGUCCGCAACGGGUCGGAGCGCGUGGUGACGUCAGCGCGAGAACAUAUCUACGACUUGCGGUCCUUAGAGAACUACACCUUUGUCGACGACCUGGGCAAGGACCAGGGUAUAAACGUGAGGCACAAAGUUCGCGAGCUGAUCGACUUCAUACAGGACGAUGAGAGGCUCAGAGAAGAGAGGAAGAAGGCGAAGAAGAACAAAGACAAAUAUAUCGGGAUGUCGUCAGAAGCCGUAGUGAUGGGUACUCGUGGCGGAAUGGGGGGGAUGGCGGGCAUGGGAAGGGGAGGGGGUGCUGACGGGUGGGGGGAGUACAGUGACAGAAGUACCGGUUGGGAUGAUAGCAAAGAGAGAAACGAGGAGGAAGAUUAUGAGAGAGGAGAGGACUCCGAUGGUGACUACGGACACCGGAAACCACAAAAAGAAAACGUAUACCGCGAUGCAGAAGUGAUAGCAGAGAGUCCGCCUCGCAGUGAGAGGCCGCGGCUAGACAGAGACGGAAAGACUUUGAACAUCAGCCUUCGCAGUCCCGCGCGGAACAAGCCAGCCACGCCCAUCAAGAAGAUAGACUUGGGUGCCGCAGCGUCAUACGGCAAAGUAACCCCCUCCACCCCUGCGUCUACCCCCGUCGCCGCACCCCCUACCAACAAGUCCCAGGAGCUACUGGACGACCUGUUCAAGACGUGCCCUGCGCCCAGCCCCACGCCCAGCGCUGGGAACACCAACACCGGCGGAACCAUUGGUGGCGGCACAUUGCUGGAAGAUGACUUUGAUCCCAGAGCCGGCGAACCGAAGCCCGUAGCGAAUCCCGAGCCGGAAUUCGGGGACUUCACUAACGCGUUUGGAGCACCCCAGGAGGCGCCUGUGGACAGCUUCGCGGAUUUCAGUGCUUUUGAUAACAACAACGCUCCUACUGCGUCACUAGCAGCCGCCCCGACAUCGAACCUGGACCUUUUGAGCGAGCUGAGUCCCCCGCCCACCUCACCACCGAGCUCUAUGGGAUUCGACCUUGACUCCCUUUCUGGGCAAUUCACCGCUACCAACCUAGCGCCUACCUUACAACCUACGGGAGAUGUCGUGCAACAGCCGCGUACACACAAACAAACAACUGAAGAACACCUCAAGCUAAAUAUACGGAACUUUAUAGACAUGCUAAGCGCUAUCGAUCGAAUCAAAUCCGAAAAUGACGUGCUGAAUGUCUUGAGUUGCUUCGAUAAUAUCAAAAAAUACCUCCCCGGCCCUUUGACAGUCCAAAAAGCUCUCAAAAACGACCCAAAAAUAUUCGAAACAGAAAUAAUUGAUUUAUAUUCGGAGUUAUUAGGGUCCGUUGUCAGAGUUUUGCUACCACAUUGGCCCUCUUUCAAAGAUGAAGUGACAUACUUAUUUACGGUUGAAGAAGGAUUCGAUAUAAGUAAUGAAAUAUUGACGAAUUUGUGCGGAUUUUUGAAGCCAGAACUUAAUAAUGUUGUUCUGGACGCAUUAGCAUAUAUUACAAUUAAAUAUGCCAAAAGCGAUGCGAUUCUUGCGUCCAUACUUGAUUGCAGUACCAACAUAUGUGACGAAAACAAAAAAAUUGAAAUUCAAUCUGAAUGGGAGAGUUAUAUUCAAAUACUGGCAACUUUACCGGAGAGGAUAGCAAAUAGAUUAAAAACGAAAACUCCAAAAGAAUUUUCAUACGAAAACUAUUCUUUCAUUCUAAUUUUCCACAUAGUAAGAUGUAUAGACUUCAUGUCCGAAAGUAGUUUUAGUCAAGGAACACAAUUUGACCUGACAUACUUAUCACUUUUAGUGUCAAAGUUCAUUACAAAUUAUAGCUUGAGCGAUUCAAAAGCCAUUUAUAAGUUGGUAGACAUCUUAAUUGCUUGGACUGAUAACAACAAUGCAGAUGCUUGCAAAUUUGUCAGACGAAAGUUAAUUCAAACGUUGUUGAAUCGAUUAAAUCGUCAGGCAAUCGAUAAGAUAUCGCUCGUUUUACUCAAAAGAAGCCCGAUAAAUUAUAGAAAUCGGGAUCAAUGCAUUCGAUAUUUACUCGGAAACAAUAUCGAAUCAAACAAAGAUUGGCACGAAAUACUGACAUUCAGAAUUCCGUUUUACGUACACCCAAAAAAUUUCAGAGAUACAACGAUACCGGAGAAUUUGAUCUAUUACGUAUCGACCUGUAAAAAUUCGCUCGAGAUCUUGACAGAAUUAGUUUUGAGGUUAACCAAAACUUGGUCAGAUGUCCAUUUGAAUAACGUAGCUAAUAUAGAUCAUCAUAUGCAUACGUCUAUUUUACUUGUACUCGCGGUUAAAUAUCGUGUAGUUAUUUGGAGACAGCGAAAGAGUGCUUGGGAUUUGAAUGAAAUAAAAAAAAUGUUGUUCAAAGGCAUGUCGAAACAUUUAGAUGUUAUAUCUCAAGAGUUUAGAGCCGUGGGAAUGGCUACGGUACAAAUCCUACUUAAAAUGCUUUUGGAAGUUGAUGAAGCAGAUAAAAAGGCGGUAGAAUGUUUAAACUUUAAUUUCGAUGAGCUAGGCCCAUCAUGUAUGGAGAUAUAUGAAACUUUGGAAAAUGUCACUCAAACAUGUCUUAUAGACGAUAGGUUGAAAAAGCCGAAUGUAAAUGUAAGGAUAAUAAACGUCAAAGAAAUUUUGGAUGAAAUCGCUGACAAAAUAUCAGGGAGUAUAGAAAAACCCGUCCAAAAUACAAUAGUAACUUGUGCAGUCAAAGGUCCGGAGCAGACUAAAGAAAUAGUCAAAACUAUUAUCUCAGCCAAACUAGAUGCUUUGGAAAAAAGACAAAUCGUAGAGGAGUUAGACUCAGAUGACGAUUUACAACCGUAUGAUAUGAGCAAUGAUUUGCCACUCACGGCUAAAAAGAAACCUAAUUAUUUGAGAGAUCUAUUAGAAAUUAUAAAUGAAGGUAAAGAUCAGGAAUCAUUCGAAACUGCUCUCGCAACUGCAGAGGAAUUAGUGAAUAAACAACUUAAGAACGAGGAUAAGAAACUGGCUGUCGAACUUCUAGACGUUUUCGUCCAUUUAGACGAAAAAUUCCAUGUGGAUAAAUUCUAUAAGAUUAAAUUGAAUACGGCCGUUGCAAUAGUGUGUAGCCAACCGGCGGUAUGUGCGGAACACCUAUGCAAAGAAAUACAUGCUGACAUCGGAAGAUAUUCCAUCGCUACUAAAAUAUUUAUGCUUGACGUUUUCACGGAGGCCGUCGAGACAAUCGCUGAUAUGAAAAAGAAAGAAGAAACAGAACCAGCGGAAACGACAAAUGAAACUAAAGAAGCAACUAACGAAGAACUGUUAAGGCGACGAUUGUUGAAAAAGACCAAAUAUUUCCAUUCAAAGCAACGUCAUCCGUUUUCCAAAGCCAAGAAAAAUAAAUUCGCCGCAGUUUCCGACCACUUUUUCUAUCCUUUAAUAAGUGGUUUCGGAUACCGACAGCUGACUUUAAGCCAUCACAAUAUGAAACAAGAUAUAGAUAAUUUGUUGCUGUUAAGAUAUUUAGCUGCGGUCGGCACAGUUAUCAUGGCGUCGAAGAAUUGCCCAAAAAGCCACGUGUACUGUCGAGAAAUCAUCCAAAUGGUGUUAUACUUACGCUUUUCCCCAGAUCCGAAAAUCCAGAUGUGUGUGAUAUCGAUUAUUGCAUCGAUAGUUUUGGUUUUGCCGGAAUCGAUGUUGAAAGGCGAGUUCUAUGAUAAUGUUAUGGAGCUGUCGUCGUGGCUGGUCGAUUUGUUGACGAAUGUCGAUUUGACUAAUCGAUUGGGCGGAGCUAAAUCCGAAGCGGCGAUUUUUGCCGGCGAAGUUUUACAUUUGAUUGAAAAUUCUUUGAAAGAUUAAAAUAGUUUUAUGAAUACUUAUUUUAGUUAGAAUAAUAAGUUUUUAGAGUAAGCGUGCUGAGUAACUUUACUAAUGGCAGGAUAAACGACCAUUUGUGGUAGGUUAGACAAUACCAAAAUAUUAUAGUCUUUUUUUGUCAAAUAGCAGCAUUGCUAAUGGACUAAGAGCCAGUGCGUGCCAGACCUUCGUUAUUUUAUAAAAGCUGAAAGAUUCUCUGAGUAUUGUUCUCAACACAGGGAGGAACGAUAUGG